AAAAAAUGGAACCGUAAGGUACUUGUGCCCCAGUGGCCUAAUGGAUAAGGCACUGGCCUCCUAAGCCAGGGAUUGUGGGUUCGAGUCCCAUCUGGGGUGUCAGUGACAUUUUCCCCCCCUCAGAGACAGUCACACAUCUAUCGUUUGUAACUUGAAAUGCCAAUUCUUUGCACUGCACUGUAAACAGUGGUGAUAAAAAAAAAGGCACAUUUUUGGUAGAAAACAACAAGAAUAUACCUGCAUAAAUGAAGGAGUAUCUCGCUAAACUGUGGAUAUUGUUCAACACUUUGGCUGCAUCAGGACACACUUGGCGCCUUCAUGAGGCCACUGUGUACUGGGAUGCUGCCCAGAAAAGGGUGAUCCUAAAGGAGGAUGUGAUGGAGACAGAGGGGGGUGCCUAUGGCUACUUCAAUGAUACUCUGCACUUAACCGGAUGGGGCAUCUUGGAAAUUUGCGCCGGUUUUGGAAAUGUCCAACAGGAAGACGAGACAACCUUCUUCCUGGCUGGCUACCUGGAAGGCUACUUCACUGCCAAACAGAUGUUUAACCAUUAUUCCAACGUGUACCCUCAGCUAAUAAAGGACGAGAAGGUUCUGAAUCCAUUGGAAAGCUUCUUAAGCGAACAGGAUCAAUGGGCCAGAGAGCAGGUAAAACUGAGGAAGAACAGUGAACCCUUGUGGAACUACUUGGGACUGAUCUUGGCCCAACUGGACGGUCUCAUAGCUGGAGCUGCAUCGUGGGCCAAAAGCAAACACACAGAGCCUCUGUCAGUGUUUACGGUACAGUUUCUGAAUAGUGUUGGCGACCUCCUGGACCUCGUCCCUGCUCUAACACCCCGCCUCAACUCUGCCGGGCCCAAGUCUUUCAGUAUUCAAGGGAUGGGCCACUGCACGGCUCUCAUAAAGGUGACGCCUGGUUUUGAGAACCUGCUGUUGGGUCACUCCAGCUGGUACAAUUAUGCAUCCACCAUGCGCAUCUACAAACAUUGGAACCUCAGGGUGUCCAACAUGCACGUAGCCACGGGAAAGAUGUCGUUCAGCAGCUACCCUGGCUUCCUUACGUCUCUGGACGACUUCUACCUCCUUGGUAGCCGCCUACUGGUUACUCAGACUUCAAUCGGUGUUUUCAACGCCUCCUUGUUCUCUCAGCUCAGCCCUCACAGCCUGCUGGCCUGGCAGAGAGUCCGCCUGGCCAACAGCUUGGCGCGCAGCGGUGAAGAGUGGGCGCAGAUCUUCUCAAAAUACAACUCAGGUACAUAUAACAGCCAGUACAUGGUGGUGGACCUGAGUAAGAUCUCACUCGGUCACAGCAUCAGAACUGGAGCUCUGACUGUUGUGGAGCAGAUUCCCGGGAAGGUGAUGCACUCUGACCAGACCCAAACUUUGCGAGGAGGGUACUGGCCGUCCUACAACAUUCCAUUUCAUGUUGAAAUCUACAACCUGAGUGGAUACAGCGUGAUGUGGACAAAACAUGGUGAAGAUUUCUCUUAUGACCUUUGCGCCAGAGCUAAAAUCCUGCGCAGGGACCAGGCCAAGGUGUUUGAUCUCAGGUCCCUCAAGUACAUAAUGAGAUACAACAACUAUAGGAGAGAUCCUUAUGCCAAGGGCCAUCCAUGUAAAACCAUCUGUUGCCGUAACGACCUGCGACCAAGGAGACCACGGCCAGGUGGUUGCUACGACACUAAGGUGACCGACUACCAGAUGGCUCUCCAGCUGGCAGCAGAGGCAAUAAACGGCCCCACGAUCCAGGGGGGGUUACGACCAUUCACAUGGCUCUCCUUCAACCUCACAGCUCACGACGGCCUUCCUUACAAGUACAACUUUACUUUUAUCACCGUGAGACCCGCUCUGCACAAGCCGUAAACGUACCAGCCCUCUAAUCCAUAGCUUAUAUUGUGUUAACGGUUUAGUUUGUGUGCUAGCAUUCAAACAACGGUUGCAGAUUGGGCAGCUACUUGGAUGUCAUGCAAAGCAUUGUUCCCUAGAGGAGGGAUGCUGUUGACCUUUUCCUCCAGCAUCACCAGCAAAUGUUAAUGUUUAACUGUCAGUAAACUGGUGAAGAGCCUGUUAACGUGUAACAUUGAAUGCACAGUCCGAUAUACACUCUAUGAAGCAUGAAGAUAUCUUUCUUCUAUAUUGUUAUACUGUACAUCUGAGUAGAAUAGAAUACCCUAAUCUGUACAUGUACAACCAAACUGAAUGCAACCCUUCUCAUUUUAGUGUGUUGUAAAAGACUAAUACAAUUAAAGCUACAGUAAAAAAAAAUGAAUAUUUGACAUGUGUUUAAUUGUAUUUCUGGACUGUAUGUGUCAAAAAUGUUUAAAACAAAAAAAUACUGACAGGUUAGUCAAAAAACCUUUUCAUGAAUAAUUGUAUUUAUUCAUUUUAGCACAACAUAAUUGUGUGUCAAUGUAUUUUUCGUCUGUUAUUUAUGAUUCCUUUUUUGCAGUACUUUUGAUUAGGGACGGCGUGGCGAAGUUGGUAGAGUGGCCGUGUCAGCAAUGGGAGGGUUGUUGGUUACUGGGGUUCAAUCCCCACCUUCUACCAUCCUAGUCACAUCUGUUGUGUACUUG
Messenger RNA from Entelurus aequoreus (snake pipefish), 2572 nucleotides. It is a transcript of the gene plbd1b, whose product is annotated as phospholipase B domain containing 1b. Gene Ontology annotation, cellular component: extracellular region. The record is from RefSeq and is a predicted model, not a curated record. NCBI's taxonomy places the organism in Eukaryota, Metazoa, Chordata, Actinopteri, Syngnathiformes, Syngnathidae. Gene Ontology annotation, biological process: phospholipid catabolic process. The transcript is spliced from 11 exons. Bases 246 to 1862 code for a protein of 538 amino acids. Gene Ontology annotation, molecular function: glycerophospholipase activity.